Miscanthus lutarioriparius is the source of this 2745-nucleotide messenger RNA. The record is from the annotation of a GenBank genome assembly. NCBI's taxonomy places the organism in Eukaryota, Viridiplantae, Streptophyta, Magnoliopsida, Poales, Poaceae.
AUGGAGAUGGUGGUGGCGGCGCCGGCGCUCCCCGCCGAGGUGGAGAGGGCUCUCAUCCGGGACAUAACCGUCGCGGCUGAUGCCCACGCCAAGGAGGGCGACACCUUCUUCCUCAUCACCACCAGGUGGUGGCAAAGUUGGAUUGAUUACCUCAUUCAAGAUUUGACUGGUGCAACAAGUAAUGGUUAUCAUCAUCAUGAGUUUGGUUCAAAAACUUCUAGAAGGCCAGGAGCUAUUGACAAUACCGAUUUAAUUGAUGAUGCGUCAUUUGAAGUCUCCAAUACGGAGAUUGAGAUACAUGAUAACUUGGUUGAGGGUCGGGAUUACAUACUGCUUCCUCAGCAAGUUUGGGAAAAGUUGCAUGGUUGGUAUGGUGGAGGACCAACAUUACCAAGAAAGGCAAUCAAUACUGGCUUUUCUCAAACUGAUUUGGCCAUAGAAGUUUAUCCUCUACGACUGCAGUUAAUUCUAAUGUCAAGAGGAGAGCGAACCUUUAUAAGGAUAAGCAAGAAGGAUACAGUUGGCCAACUCCAUAAAAGUGCUUGUAAGGUUUUUAACUUGGUACCAGAUGAGGUAUGCAUUUGGGACUAUUAUGGUCGAACAAAGCAUUCAUUGAUGGAUAGCCUGGAAAAAACCCUUGAUGAUUCCAACAUUCAGAUGGAUCAAGACAUUCUAGUUGAGGUUACCACUGAUGCCAAUGGUAGUCUGGAUGGUUUGGUUAAAAGAAACAAUUGUUUUGAGAGAGAAUCGACUUCUCUGAUUACUGAUGCUCCGAAAUCAGGAUUGCCAAAUGAGAAUUUUGCAGCCAACAGCUAUACUUCUAGAAGCUAUAACUCUAGUCUGACACCAAGCCUCUACCUGCGAUCAACCAAUGGUGAUCUGGAUAAUGUGCCUGGUUCUAGUGGCAUGAGCACGAGGGGAUCACCCUUAGGUCUUACAGGGCUACUUAAUCUUGGAAAUACAUGCUAUAUGAACAGUGCCAUACAGUGUCUAGUGCACACGCCACAGUUUACUAGAUAUUUUUGUGAAGAUUAUCAUCGUGAAAUAAAUCGGCAAAAUCCGCUGGGUAAUGUGGGUGAACUUGCACUAGCUUUUGGUGAGCUACUGAGAAAACUCUGGGCUCCUGGAGGACGUGCCCCAGUUUCGCCUAGACCAUUCAAAACUAAGCUUUCUCGGUUUGCAUCUCAGUUCAGUGGAUACAACCAGCAUGAUUCACAGGAGCUGUUGGCAUUCCUCUUGGAUGGACUCCAUGAAGAUUUGAAUCGUGUGAAGCAUAGACCUUACAUAAACUCGGGAGAUGCUGAUGGAAGAUCAGAUGAAGAAGUUGCAGAUGAAUAUUGGGCAAAUCAUAUUGCUAGAAACAAUUCAAUCAUUGUUGAUGUAUGCCAGGGGCAGUACAAGUCCACUUUGGUUUGCCCAGUCUGUGGGAAGGUUUCAGUGACUUUCGACCCAUUCAUGUAUCUUUCCUUACCCUUACAAUUUGCCUCAACCCGGAGCGUGACUGCCGUGGUAUUUUCUUGUGAUGGUAGUGUUCCACCAACACCAUUCACUGUAAAUGUACCGAAGCAAGGUAGGUGCAGAGAUCUAUUACAAGCCCUUGGCACUGCAUGCUCACUUAAAAAUGGGGAGAAACUUCUAAUUGCUGAGAUACGGAAUCAUAAGAUCUACCGUUUUAUUGAUGAUCCAGUGCUUCAACUGUCUACAAUAAGUGAUGAUGAUCAUCUGGCAGUUUAUAAGCUCCCAAAGUUGGAAAAGAGGGUGAAUUACAUUCAAUUUGUGCAUCGUCAUGAAGACUUGGACCAUGGAAACAAUAACACCUUGACAUCUUGGAAACCCUAUGGUGUUCCUCUUCUUGCACAAAUAUCUCGCAAUGAAAUUGUCACGGGUUUGGAUAUCCAUGAGUUGGUCCAUAAAAUGCUUGUGCCCAUGCUAAGGAAUCAGGACUCUCUGCAUUUGGCUGUUCAAAGUUCUGUUUCCACAAGAACUCAUAGUUAUCAUACCGACUGCAUCCAAUUUCAGCUUCAGUUGAUUGAUGAUAGCAACACAGUCAUUGAAAAAUCAAAUGAUGCUAUCAGGGUCCCACAAUCUUCACUCGCAACUGUAUUUUUUAUCCAUUGGCCCAAGGAAGAUCUGAAAAAGAUUGACACUCAUCAUUUAGAGUACCUCCCAGAGGUGUUUAUGUAUGCUCCUCCUGCUAAGAGAACCCGUGGUGAAGCUCUCUCACUCUAUGCAUGCUUGGAUGCUUUCUUGAGAGAAGAACCUCUUGUACCCGAAGACAUGUGGUACUGUCCAAGGUGCAAAGAGCAAAGGCAAGCUAGCAAAAAGUUGGAUUUGUGGAGACUUCCAGAAGUGCUAGUCAUACAUCUAAAGAGAUUUUCAUUUAGUAGGUCAACAAAACAAAAACUAGAAACUUUUGUUAAUUUUCCAAUACAUGACUUGGAUUUGACAAACUAUAUUGCCAACAAGAAGAGUUCAGAGCGCCAGAUCUAUGAGUUGUAUGCUGUGAGCAAUCAUUACGGCAACAUGGCAAGUGGACAUUAUACUGCACACAUUAAGCUUGUGGAUGAAAAUCGGUGGUACAACUUCGACGAUAGCCAUGUUGCUUCCAUUGAUGAAGACGAGGUGAAGACUGCUGCAGCUUAUGUGCUAUUCUAUAGAAGAGUCAGAGAACAAGAUAGAGCAAGGGGAACUAGUAAUGGAUCUCAGUUAUAUGCAAAGAGAAGCCAUGGAUAUAGCCAUAGGUAG